Oikopleura dioica is the source of this 573-nucleotide messenger RNA. The record is from the annotation of a GenBank genome assembly. NCBI's taxonomy places the organism in Eukaryota, Metazoa, Chordata, Appendicularia, Copelata, Oikopleuridae.
AUGAAAAUCGAAGAGUGGAAGAAAAAGAACAACAUCACCAACAUCCCUGAUGACAUAAUUCACUACAAAGACACCACACUUUCCGCCCUGAAAAACGUCUUUUACGAAGAAAGCGACGAGUGGAACCUCCUCGGUUCCGUUCCCGUCUUUGACAAUGUUAGAGUUGCUCCUCGACUGCUCUUCUUGUUCAUCAUCAGCGUUGUGGGAAGUGUCUUUGCUCAUAUAACUAUCGCGAUGACACUGUGGUACUACGAUGGAAGACACGAAAACAUGUACAACUUUUCACCUCGACGAAGCAAAUUUGCAUACAACUUGGCAAAAUUCUUCCAAGUCUUCAAAGCUGACAAGUACAACAUCCCCCUUCUCAUCCUCCUCAACGUCGAUCCUGUCAAAUACUCAGACAUGAAAAGUGAUUUGAAAAAGAAGGACUACCAGGCGGCCUGGCAAUUUUACGGAAAGAUGAUUUCUCAUUUUUGGGGAACGAUUUUGACGCUGGCGAUUACGAUUUCAACGAUAGCGAUUCUGAUCGACAUUCAUGUCGAAAGUAACUGCGCAAUUUCUGCUCUUGAAUGA